GAGUGUGAGUGUGUGUGUGUGUGUGAAGCUGCUGCAACUCCAUAUUCUCCAAAACCCUUUGCUCUCUGCUUCGAGAUUCUCACUUCACUUUCACUCAUCCCCAUAAUCAAAUCGAACCCUUUAUCUAUAAUUUUUCAAAUCGACAUUUUUUCUCCAUCUUUUAUCUCAAAAUUCCGAUCAAACUUUGCUGUAAAAACUUCAAAUUUCAAAAUGCCGAUCAACAAAGAACCGGCGACGCCGCCGAUGAUCGGAAAGAUCGGUCCUUACACCGUCUUCGUAACUCCACCUCCUACCCCUAAACCUUCAUCCGAACCUUCUAUUGCGUCGGUUUCCGAAUUGCCGAAGAGAAAGAACGUUUCGCCGUCGCCUGUGAAAUUCUCUCCCCCGAUUCAGCCGCCGGUGGCGAAAUCCGCCCCUCCGGUGCUCCCUCCGCCAGUUCAGUACGAGAAGUCCGCCUCGGCCUACGACUCCAAGUACGGUUUCUUUUGGGAUGCCGUCGCUAAAGUCCAGAACGCACAUUCAAGUUUGGAUGAGUAUGUGGCUCGUUGGUUUGGGCUAAAUCAAUCGAAAUAUCAAUGGGCUCUCGACGAUUAUUACGAAAAGAAGGGAGUGGACCACGUUGAUGCAAAAGUUAAGGAUGCAUCCACCAAAGCACAAAGUGUGUAACAUGCUUCUUGGGCAGGAUAGAUGUUGUGCAAGGCACCUGGAGAACCCUUUUUGAUUAUGCUGUCUAUAUUUCAAAAUAUCACAUAAAGUCUGAUUUGCUUAGUGAACGGUUGGGAUCAAAUCUCCAAAUUUACGACCAUCUUUUACUACUUUUGUACGCAGAGGCUCGGCAAUCUUAUUACUGUGACCAGUAUGAAGCAUGUAACCUUUUCAUUUACCAUGUUUUCUGUUGGCAACUGCCAAAACGUAGGCCUAAUUGCUGGAGUUGAGUUGCAUGUAAACGCGUUUCUUUUCUGUUGUAUCUGCAUUUCGAUUUUCAGUUAAAAGUGAAUUUAAUGUGCCAUUUUGUGGCCUUCCUUGCAA
Molecule: messenger RNA, 1029 nt
Organism: Cynara cardunculus var. scolymus (artichoke)
Lineage: Eukaryota; Viridiplantae; Streptophyta; Magnoliopsida; Asterales; Asteraceae
Product: lysine-rich arabinogalactan protein 19
Exons: 4
Coding region: 211-666 (151 amino acids)
Source: RefSeq, a predicted model, not a curated record